Symbiodinium natans is the source of this 999-nucleotide messenger RNA. Lineage: Eukaryota; Dinophyceae; Suessiales; Symbiodiniaceae. The record is from the annotation of a GenBank genome assembly.
AUGCUCCACGUCUGGCUGCCGUCCGGGGAGGAGCUGGCAAGCGUACCUGCUGAGAACUUGACUGAUGUGAAGAGCUUGAAGCAACACCUACACAGCCUUUGCGGCCUGCCACGGUUCAGACAGCGGCUCUUGUGUGAGAGAGAUCCUGUCGAUGACCAUGCGAGCUUGCAUGUGCCCAUGGAUGUCCAGCUAAUCUUGCUCCCCUUUGCAGAGGCUACCCUGGAGCAGAGGAACGAAAUGACGUCGGCGGCUUCCUGGGCGGAUCCUGUCUGGAUGGAGGAGUUGCUACAGCGUCCCCAGGACCCCUCGUUGCCCGACUUUGGGCAGAGAAUACCUCUGCAUAUGGCAUGCCACUACGGCCACAUGCUGCUGCUUGAGGCACAAGCUGACAAGAAUUCCACAGACAUCUCGGGCACAACGGCGCUCCAUGUGGCAGCGGGAGGCAGCCACGCAGACACCGUGCGUGUCUUGCUCGAAGCCCGCGUGGACCACGGCAAGGUUGAUGGGGAAGAGCGCACGGCGCUGCACACGGCCUGCAUGAGUGGCCACGUGCAUGUGGUGCGGUUGCUGGUCGAUGUUGGAUCUGACACGGAGGCUUUGGACGGGAAAGGCAAGAGCCCGCUCCACCACGCGUGCAUCCGGGGAGGGCAUGUGGCGGCCAUGCGGUUUUUGUUAGAAGCCAGAGCCGUGAUGGAUGCUGUUGAUGGCGAGGGCCAGACGCCUCUGCAUCUCGCAUCCGGCAAUGGCCUGGUGGAAAACGUGCGUUUGCUUCUCGAGGCUGGUGCGGAUAAGAACAAAGCAGACAAGGCGGGCAGCACUCCCCUGCAUUGGGCGUGCAAGCAGGCGCCGUAUGCAGUGGCGCGUUUGCUGGUGGGGGCUGGUGCUAGCAAGAACCUGGCUGACGAGGACGGCCAGAUGCCCUUAGACUAUGCUUUAACAAGGAAGCAGCGCGUACCCAAGCUUGAGCUGCUUCUGUCGGAGGCGUCUGUGUGCGAUUGA